Tricharina praecox is the source of this 2715-nucleotide messenger RNA. Its product is annotated as RNA12 protein-domain-containing protein. The record is from RefSeq and is a predicted model, not a curated record. Lineage: Eukaryota; Fungi; Ascomycota; Pezizomycetes; Pezizales; Pyronemataceae. Gene Ontology annotation, cellular component: mitochondrial inner membrane. Gene Ontology annotation, molecular function: RNA binding. The transcript has 2 exons. Bases 178 to 2583 code for a protein of 801 amino acids.
CGAGGAUGAAUGGGGGGGCUUGCCUGACACUCUUGGCAGCUCGCUAGCUAGCGGCCGACGUCAUUGGCGGGUCUUCAGCGGCAAUCAAGCAGAACUGGAGGUAGAUGCAACAACGCACACUUCGAAAGAGAGAAUCCAUCUCUUCCCCGCUCCCUCCGUGGAGAGAUCAUCUUCAUCAUGAAUCGUUUUCUCAAGGCCUCGCAAUGCGCAGGGGCAUCCCAUAUGCGCUUCCACUCGUACGCUCUGCGACCAUCCCCGCUCGCGUUCGCACGACCUCCGUUCCGCCGUCCCACAAGCACCGUCGGCGCGGACAAGACGGGCUUCAUCGACAAAACACCCGAGGAAUCGCUGUUGUAUUUCGACAAUGUCUUUCCACUCAAGACGGCGCUCUACGAUAUCCGAUACCUGGCGAUGCACUACGACAGCAAGUCAAUCGACUCGCGGAUCAAGAGCCAAUGUCUUCCGGCGGACCUGUGGGAUUCUCCAGACUUCCAAAUCACGGGGGUUAUUCCGCGGAAGAAAGACGGCGGAGCAUUCCUCAAAUUCAUCUCGCCCGACCCGGCGCGAAUCGAAGACGUAGUACAAGCAUUCUUGAAGGAGACGCGGGUGAAGCCUUGGUUCGCGCCACUUUCGAACGUGCGGUCCUUCCUGGUUCGCGGGAAGCCCUGGCUGGAGGAUCUAUAUCGCUUCCCGAGCACGCGGCUUAAAGUGGAGUUCGUGGAGGGGAAGGAGUUGAGCCAGGAAGCGCUGUAUGCGCUGUUCCGGCGGUAUGGGAAGAUCGCGGACAUCACCAUCACCCCGCCCGGGGGCAAGGAACCGAGGUUUGCGAUCAUUCAGUUCCUGCGCAUGAGGGGCGCAACCAGUGCGAGGAAUUGUUUGCAUGGGUUUGUGGUACCCGAGAUUGCGGCGAUUGCGGGGAAAGAGGGCGGUGUUACGCUCAGGAUCCUGUAUGAGCGCGGGAUGAAGCCGCAUUAUUUCCGCGAUUGGAUGAUGAACCAUCCUAGGAUUGUGUUGCCGAUUCUGGCGGCGCUCGUCAGUGUCAUCGCUGUCUGGAUUUUUGAUCCGGUCAGGACGUUCUUCAUCCAUGCGAAGAUCACUCGCUCGCUGCAUUUCUCCGAGAACGAGUACUGGGGAUGGGUAAAGAAGAAUACCGUAGACCGGUUCGUGUUCAAGAGGGAACAGGAGUUGGAGGAUCUCUCUGCGCUAUGGGAGGAGCGGAAGGGCGCGGUCGAGCGGAUCAAUGGCUGGCUACAAGAGUCGGAGGAGACCUUCAUCGUCGUUCAGGGUCCUCGUGGAUCCGGAAAGCGCGAGUUAAUUAUGGACAGCAUUCUGAGAGACCGGAAGAACGUCCUGCUUAUCGACUGCGAACCCAUCAACGAGGCACAUGGAGACUCGGCCACCAUCGCCGCCGCAGCAUUGCAGGUUGGAUAUCGCCCGGUGUUCUCGUGGCUCAACACUAUCAGCAGCCUCCUAGACCUCGCAGCCCAGGGAACUAUCGGAACCACCGCAGGCUUUUCCCAGACCCUUGAGAACCAAUUCAACAAGAUCCUCCAGAACACAGGUGUAGCUCUCAAGACCGUCGCGCUGGCGCACAAAUAUGAAACCGAGCGUGACAAAGCCAUGUCCGACGACGAGUAUCUGUCGGCAAACCCGCAACUCCGGCCAAUCGUCGUAAUCGACAACUUUCUCCAUCACGAUGGCCACAGCGUGAUCUACGACAAACUUGCCGAUUGGGCAGCACUCCUUGUCUCCUCCAACGUCGCACAUGUGAUCUUCCUCACGAACGACAUUGGCUUCCAGAAAUCCCUUGCCAAAUCUCUGCCCGACCGCGUCUUCCGCACCGUCUUCCUUGGCGAUGCGAAACCCGAAAGCGCGAAACGCUACGUUCUCUACCACCUCGAUGGUCAAAGUGACCACAUAAAGAAGGAUGAAAAACUGAUGAAGGAGCUUGACGAAAGCAUUGUCGCGCUCGGCGGCCGUCUGACCGACCUCGAAUUCCUCUCCCGGCGGAUCAAGGCCGGCGAAACCCCGCACCAAGCCGUCCACGAAAUUAUCCUCAACUCCGCCUCCGAGAUCCUGAAGCUCUACUUCCUUGACGGCUCCGAGGUCGCGAAGCGGAAGUGGACACCCGAGCAGGCCUGGUAUCUCGUCAAGCGACUCACCUCGGAGGACUCCCUCCGCUACAACGAAGUCCUCCUCCACGACUUCUUCAAGUCCUCGGGCGGAGAAGACGCCGUGCAGGCACUCGAGCAGGCCGAAAUGGUCAGCAUCAUCAACAAGCACGGCCGGCCUUACGCCAUUAAGCCGGGCAAGCCGGUGUACCGCGCGGCGUUCGAACGGCUGCUGAAGGAUGAGGUGUUGAAGGCGAAAAUGGAUAUGGUCAGUCUCAAGGCGGUGGUGAAGGCCGAGACCGUCGAUAUCAAAAAGUGUGAGGAGGAGCUUCAGGCUCUUGCUGCGUGCGAGAAGAAGAGUGGGCGGAGAGUUGAUUGGCUAGUUGGCAAGAUCGACAAGAGCCAGAGGAAAGUGGAGGAUGCAGAGGCCCAGAUGGUCUCGUUGAAGAAGGUGUUACAGGCGCAAUUUUAGUCGGUGUGGGGGUAUCCUUGGUAUUUCUCCGGUGGUUUUAUAGCAAAUAUUUCCUCUCUCAUUCACCCACGGUGUAUGUUUUAGUACGAGUAGAGGUAAAGAUCUGUGAAGAGACGAGAGCGUCAUACAUUC